Suillus paluster is the source of this 1025-nucleotide messenger RNA. RefSeq lists its product as uncharacterized. Gene Ontology annotation, molecular function: RNA binding. The coding region runs from base 72 to 890 and encodes 272 amino acids. The record is from RefSeq and is a predicted model, not a curated record. Lineage: Eukaryota; Fungi; Basidiomycota; Agaricomycetes; Boletales; Suillaceae. Gene Ontology annotation, cellular component: nucleolus. The transcript has 5 exons.
AUGUCAAUUUGCACAACGCCUCAAGGCCUCAUACUGGACUAGGUUCACUUCCUCAUUCAUCAUCAGCAGAGAUGGUUGUCGCACAUGUAGAGCAGAGUAUAUUUGCUUCCAAAAAUCGCCGGAGCAUGAGCAAGAAGAAAGCACGCACGGCUGGUACCAUAUCAUCACAGCAGGUGAAUGGCGAUGAGGAGAUGUCUACAGAAGCUAUUCCCCCUUCGAACUCAAAUCACACGGCUGAAGAUGACGAUUUGAUGAUCGAAGUUGAUCCUACUUCUGUGCUAGAGGCAGGCUCAGCUCCCUCUUUCCCGGCUUUGCCUGCAUCUGCGGCACAAUCUGCUCUGAAAUCAGAGACACGGCGGAUUCCUAUACCUCCGCACCGCAUGACUCCUAUAAAAAAGGACUGGAUCAAUAUUUUCAGUCCUCUCACCGAGAUCCUCGGACUACAAGUGCGAAUGAAUGUUCAGAGGCGGUGUUUAGAAAUCAGAACAUCGAAAGCAACCAAAGAAAUCGGUGCUCUCCAGAAAGGAGCUGAUUUUGUGAAGGCAUAUGCUCUUGGGUUUGACGUUAAUGACGCAAUAGCACUGCUACGAAUGGAUGAUCUUUACCUCGACUCAUUCGAGAUCAAAGACGUAAAAACACUUCAUGGUGAUCAUCUUAGCAGAGCAAUUGGACGGAUAGCGGGACAAGACGGAAAAACUAAGUUCACGAUCGAGAACGCUAGCCGGACUCGCAUUGUGCUCGCCGACACAAAAAUUCACAUCAUGGGCUCCUUCCAAAACAUCAAAAUUGCGCGCGAUGCAAUUGUCUCCUUAAUCUUGGGUUCACCACCCGGAAAAGUAUAUGCCGGACUUAGGACUGUCAGCAGCCGUAUGAAGCAGCGAGCCCUGUAACUUUGUUGUAUAGACGGGUUCAUACAUUUAUCAUCUUUGUUUUCCAUAUUUCUCCAAUAUCAUCACAGGAAGUGCAACACAAAAACGUUGUGUAUAAAUCCAAUGCUGGCAAUACAAUACAAGAUAAGCUCAAAC